This is a messenger RNA of Pseudo-nitzschia multistriata, 1909 nucleotides long. The record is from the annotation of a GenBank genome assembly. Lineage: Eukaryota; Bacillariophyta; Bacillariophyceae; Bacillariales; Bacillariaceae.
ACGUAUCCGUUGCAGGAGGAGGAGGAGGAUGCAAUAAUGAGAGGGAACACCAAGAAAAGAUGGUGGCGAUGUGGAUGAAAUACUAGUACUAGUACACCACAACAGCAUGAGGAUGCUGCCUCCUGCUGUGCAUGCUGGUAGUCCAAAAUUAUUUUCAUAUUCAAAACAUCAUUGUGUUCCUGUGACCACCUUCUUCUUCUUACUAGUAGUACUUCUAUAGUACUAGCAAUAUCCUCUCAUUUUACUAGUAGAAGUAGUUGUAGUAGCAGCAGCGCAACAACAGGGUAUCAGAAGACUACUAGACAUGAAGGUGCAAAUACUGACUUUUAUUUUGGGACGAAGGAAGUAUUUUCAUUUUUGUGAUGAGAAUCAUACGGACAGAAGAUUCGUUCGUUCAUUCGUUCAUUGUUUGAAAUUCGAUUUUUUGAUUGGCUCAUUCCUUUGUUGUUUCUUACGCUAGUUCAGCAUUAACCACCGCACGCAGCAAACGCACGAAAAAACGCUUGAUUUGCGGACGGCAUAAAAAGCUUCCGGAGAGCCAGCGCGCACGGUCAUUACGAUCAUUCCAGAAAUUAAAUUAAAUUGAAUCUCGAAAACUUCACGUAUCGAAUCGCAUGGUCUUCGUAACGGCACAUCAUUUCUGUCAUUUGAAUACAUCGACGACCAUCCUUGGAUAACUUUAUUGUCUACGUUAGGCAAGAUAGGAGUGACUUCGACCUAUUAUUAGUUCAAAAGAGUGAUCUAAGAAUACAGUUCCAAAGCUAAUAAAGCUAAUCGACACGUGAAAAUUAUUCUCAUCCAAUAAUUACAACUUUAUUCAAUUACGUCACAAGAUGAGCGACAAAACAGAGGAUCAAAACGGCAGCGCCAGUUCUCCGAAUUCGAAUUGGACCAAGGAACAACUCACUGGGAAAUCCGUCGUUUCUACAGCGGGACUCGCGGAAGCAACUGCGUCUAAGUUGACAGUUUCCCCGCCGAAACGCAAGUCGAUCGGAAAAGCUCCCAAGGACGAGGGCGUCGACCCCUCACUGUGGGGACGACCGGGCCAUUUGACGGACGCCCAAGCCGAUACGUAUGUAAGUAAAGAAUUGAGACGACCAAAGCAUUGAACAAACAAAGCGUUAAUCGAUGAAGGAAUUAGGACCUCCUGGAACCACGUGUGUGUGGUGACGGCUUCUGCGUUAAAUGGAUGUUGCAGUGAGCAAAUGCUCACGGCACCGAUUAUCUUCGAGAAGGAAGCUAAGAGAGAGAAGUAGAACGCAAAAGAUGGCAAAACCAGAAAUCUUGGAUCUUAUAUCCGAAUGGAAUUCAUUUGGAAACUKYAAAGUCUGGAAGAAAAGUUUCCUUUUUGGUAUGUGGACUAAAAGCAACAAAUUUGCGGGCAGGACGAAUUUCCAUGAUGCAUCGCAUCGAUAUGACUACUCGUUUGUUAGCGAGGUCAUUUGAUCGGUAAACUCGACCCAAACGCAAUCGUACGUUGUUGGCAACAUAGAGUAAUGGUACACCAUCCAUUUUGACGAUAGGCCUAGAAAACAUCGUCAGAGACGUUUUCAUGUCACUGAAAAUAGGUUGUAUGUGUCACGCAUUUUUGCUGGCAUUACUGAUGAAAAAUGAGAACGCGACAAUUAUCUCUUCCGCAUCGUGAAAAAUUUUCCUCCGUUCUGGUUGUCAGGAUCUUCGAUGACGACAAAAUCGAGUUUUUCAUCCUCCAUUCUUCCAUAGCGAUCCAUCCUCUCCCUAUCUCUUGCAAUUGUGAAAAUCUCGAAUUCAUACUCACUUCAAUCUUUCUACUUCUUGUUCUAUCGCGGCACCAUGGCAUCAUUGAAUCUCGCAACAUUCAUGGAACACCUGACACCCUGAUUUGGAAAACGACUGAUAGCUUCGAUUCAAAGAAAUUGUUGAUCUACGA